Molecule: messenger RNA, 2043 nt
Organism: Alosa alosa (allis shad)
Lineage: Eukaryota; Metazoa; Chordata; Actinopteri; Clupeiformes; Clupeidae
Gene: nxph2b
Product: neurexophilin 2b
Exons: 3
Coding region: 730-1560 (276 amino acids)
Molecular function (GO): signaling receptor binding
Source: RefSeq, a predicted model, not a curated record
GACGGAGACAGAAAUGACGUCCUAAAUGUUAACUGGACGCGCGGGGCACCGUGGGAACCUCGUCUGAGUAUAAAAUAGUCCCUUCCUCUUCUGUGGAGUCAGUAGAGGCUGGUUGCUGAGCGCGCAGAGCCGUCACUCGGCUUGUUCUUCCAUGUGAAAUGCGAUAUAACUGGCAAUAGCCACUUGACCGGAGGGGGUGAGCCGCGCGCUUACAGCAUGCGCGCCCUGUCAGCAGCCAACAUCUGUUCCGGGAAUGGGAUCGAGCAAGGGCGCGCGGAAUUUUUCAUUUUCACUCUAAGGACGGUGAACAAAGUACUUUUCUUUUGAGACAAUCAUUUGUCCAUAAGCGCUUUAUGAUAUUAAAAUAUUGCGCUUAAAAACACGAGCAAACAGAUGAGGAGGUAUAAGAGGAUUUGGGACUGACUUGAGCACACCAUCCCACAGAGGCGAUUAUAUUGUUCUAAUCAAGACUAAAGAAAUGCACAUUCGUCGUCACAUUUUUUCAGCACUUCUUGGCUAAGCUGUUCGGGGAGCACCGAACAAUCCUGGGUGUCCUGCGCUAAGGUGUCCCGUCUGGGUGUCACCACACGCGCGUAACGGGAUGCGCUUUGUGGACUACUGAGGUGAGCCAGUGACUGAUAAAACGAAACGUUCGGAUCAGCGAUGAUGCCCGAAGUGCAGAGUCUGUGCACUGAAUGUGGAUGUAUUCAGUCCUAAAGUUGCUAAGGAAUGUUGAAGAAAAACCCCAAGAUGGCAAAGCUUCUUCAGCUCACACUGGUGAUGAUAUACAUGCGGAUGGUGUCUUGCAUGGCUGAUCAGGACCUUGUACAAGGCGUGGUGGAGUGGAGCCAGACCCAGACCCACGAGCAGGAACGGCCGCAGAUGGCCCUGAAGCCUGGCUCAUUACGGCUCUUUGCCCAGCCGCCCCCGCCCCACGAAGAGCCCAGCCCGAGCGGCCCGACGCAGCUAGAGGACAGCCCACAGGAGCUCUGGGCGUGGCUGUCCAACCUGACGAGCACCGACGAGACCCUGACGCGCUCCAAGCGCCGCCCCAUCGUCAAGACAGGCAAGUUCAAGAAGAUGUUCGGCUGGGGGGACUUCAACUCCAACAUCAAGACGGUCAAAGUCAACCUGUUCAUCACUGGCAAGAUCGUCGACCACGGCAACGGUACAUUCAGUGUCUACUUCCGCCACAACUCCACCGGCCUGGGCAACGUGUCCGUCAGCCUGGUGCCACCCAACAAGGCCGUGGAGUUCCAGAGCCAGCUGCGCGAGCUCGCACCCAUGGAGACGCAAGACUCCAUGGCCAAGGGCUUUAACUGCCGCAUCGAGUACGAGAAGACGGACCGCAGCAAGCACACAUCGUCACUGUGCAGCACCGACCCGUCACGCGUCUGCUACCAGGAGCAGACGCAGAGCCACCUGUCCUGGCUCUGUUCGAAGCCCUUCAAGGUCAUCUGCAUCUAUAUCGACUUCUCCAGCGAAGACUACCGGCUAGUGCAGAAGGUCUGCCCGGACUACAACUACCACAGCGACACGCCCUACACCUCCAUGGGGUAGCGUGGAGCCCCCUCGCACCCGUACCCAUCGCCUUUCAACUCCCCUUCACCUCGCCCCUCUGCAUGCCUCUAGAGGAGGCACUUGGAGAGCCCUCUUACUCAGAAAUCCAAUUAGACAUCUCUCCUCUUUGACCUUUCACCCCUAUGUCAUCAUAGCCAGGCUCUCUUCCCAUGUUUGCAGUGACAGCAGUUGUCGCUGGUGUGUCUCUCUCCCUCUGCCAUGGUUUUGUACCGCCAACCCAAAAGUGAUUUGAAUCUCCUAUGUUGUGUCUUUUCCACUGAAAGUAAACAAAGUCUAUGGUCAGAACUAGUGAUUCAUGUUGCCUGUGUAUUUGUACUAUUUUUUCAGAAGUGUUAAGCACCAGUGCUUGUAUAAGAAGAGGAUGAGAUAUACUGACUGAUUUCAGCCAGAGAACUGUUAUUUAUUCUUAUUUUUCCUGAAGUCAUGCUGUGUAAUUCAUCACUAUUAAACUAUAUAAAAAUA